Messenger RNA from Phymastichus coffea, 2034 nucleotides. RefSeq names its product telomerase Cajal body protein 1-like (gene WDR79). Gene Ontology annotation, cellular component: Cajal body. NCBI's taxonomy places the organism in Eukaryota, Metazoa, Arthropoda, Insecta, Hymenoptera, Eulophidae. Gene Ontology annotation, molecular function: protein binding; RNA binding. The coding region runs from base 171 to 1661 and encodes 496 amino acids. The transcript has 5 exons. The record is from RefSeq and is a predicted model, not a curated record. Gene Ontology annotation, biological process: Cajal body organization.
CCGUAUGCUUAUUUAUUUACAUAACAUUACUUACGAAUUACGAUACGAAACGAGGAUUAAAAUGUAAAAAAAUGAAAGAGCUUCCGGCUAUUGUUAGAUUAAAUUCAGAUUAUGUUGAUUUUCAUGAAUAAUUUAUUACAUGAUAAUUAGAAUAAUUGAAGAAUAUAAAAAUGGAAACAAGUGAAAUUACAACACCGAUACCAGCUGAUGAGCAGCAUCAGUCGCAAGAAAAAAACAAAGAAAGUGUAGUGUUGGAACAUGAUUGUUCAGUGCUUGAAAAUAUUGAACAUUCCCUUAUUGAGUCGAGGUUUCUGAUUGAAAAUUUGUUCAGUGAUGUAAAAGAAAAUGAUGCUGUGGUUGCCAAAGAGGUUAGCAAUCUGUCAUCAUUUGAAAAUCAAACAUUGCAACAAAACCAAAUGGAUGUUGAUGAUUACAGUAAGAAAAUUCAAGAUAAAAAUGACACUUUGAUCGUAGAAGAAUCAAAAGAGGAUUCAAUAAAUACUAUAGAAAGUAUUCCAACUGCUGAGCCUGAAAAAUCAGAGGAUAAAAAUAUUGAGAAUGCAGAGUACAUCCAACUAACUUAUAAAUGGACUGCACCAAAAUUGUUAUGCUCAGCUAAAAAAGACUUUAAGCCAACAGAAAAAUGUGAAAAUUAUACAAAGGGUUGCUUUUGGUCACCAGAUGGAACAUGCAUUUUAGUACCUAGUGAAGAUUUUAGAUUUAGGAUUUUUGAUGUCCCACGUGAACUUUAUACAGGAAUACUACCAGAAGAUUUUCAUGUAACUGAGUUGGAAUCAUCUGUUAGGAUCAAAGAAGGUGGACUGAUCUAUGAUUGCUGUUGGUAUCCUUAUAUGAGCUCGUGGCAGCCAUCAACAUGUUGCUUUUUAGCAGCUAGUCAAGGAAGUCCUAUACACUUGUGGGAUGCUUUUACAGGUCAACUUAGAGCAACUUAUAGAGCAUAUAAUCAGGUUGAUGAAGUAGAAGCUGCUAUCAGUGUUCAAUUUACUGACUCUGGUACUAAAGUGUGGAGCGGAUAUAAAAAUGCUUUACGUACUUUCGACAGCAAUAGACCUGGACGUCAAACAGAAACUAUUUACUUGAAGAAAGAUUUUCCAAAUGUCACAGGCUUAGUUUCUUGCAUUCGAGAAAAUCCUGGAAUGUCUGGCUUGAUAGCUUUUGGAACAUAUUCUAAGUGUAUAGGGUUGUAUAAAGAUGGUCCACUUUGUUGUUUCCAAACUAGCAGUGGAGUAACUCAAAUAGAAUUCAGUCCAUGUGGAACAAAAAUUUACUCAGCCGUUCGCAGGGGUAGUGAAUUCCUGUGUUGGGAUUUGAGAAAUCCUGGUACAGUUUUAUAUUCACUACAAAAUCGUCAGUCUGACAGCAAUCAGAGAAUACAAUUUUCAUUGUCAUACAACGGUGAACAAAUGGUUUCUGGAGGUACUGAUGGUACAGUGAGAAUAUGGGAAAUGCCAAGUGAUCUACAAGUUGAAGAAGAAUUAGAUCCUCGUUAUAAAAUAAUCAUUUCAAAAGAUUGUAUCAAUGGCGUUGAUUUGCAUAAGAAUCUUCCAAUGCUGGCAGUAUCAACAGGUACUAGGAUUUGUGAUCAAGAAAAUCAUUAUCGCGAUAAUAGUCUUCGCUUUUACUGGGUUGGUAAUAGAUAACGAAAUAUGUUUUUGAAAUGAGUUAUUUUGCAAAUUUGUUUGCGUGUUAGUACGUUAAAUGUUAAUUUUUUAUGGAUAAUCUUAAAUUUUGAAAAAAAAUUGUAAAAAUAAUUAUAAAUACCUGAAGUUGUGAAUGAUAGAAGCAUAUUAUCAAGUGUUACAGUUUAGUAGUUUCGUCUCUAAAUCAGCUCUAAAUGAAUUUCUUUUUAAGCAAUAUUUUUACGUAAAAGACAAAUGAUCCAAACAAUCUUGAAAGGUGUGUACAAAUAAGUAGUAAUAAUAAUAAAUAUUUUAUUAUAUGGCAUCUUAUAAUAUUAUAAUUUCUCAUUUUUCAUAAAAAAUCUUCAGCUAUCCAUUAUUGUCCACUGUGAAU